This is a messenger RNA of Photinus pyralis (common eastern firefly), 2383 nucleotides long. RefSeq names its product gastrula zinc finger protein XlCGF46.1-like. Gene Ontology annotation, molecular function: RNA polymerase II transcription regulatory region sequence-specific DNA binding; DNA-binding transcription factor activity, RNA polymerase II-specific. Gene Ontology annotation, biological process: regulation of transcription by RNA polymerase II. NCBI's taxonomy places the organism in Eukaryota, Metazoa, Arthropoda, Insecta, Coleoptera, Lampyridae. The transcript is spliced from 2 exons. The record is from RefSeq and is a predicted model, not a curated record. Bases 103 to 1518 code for a protein of 471 amino acids. Gene Ontology annotation, cellular component: nucleus.
UUUUGCUUGAUGUAUUAAACUAUAACAAGCACUCCUUCCUCUGGCUUCUUUAUUCAAAGAUUGUUACCAUUUGUUUAUUUUUAUUUUUUUAUUAAUAAAACAAUGUUACAACCAAAUAAUUUACUGGUGGCAGAACAAAUUCUGUUAACUCAAGAAAGUAUGAAUGUAGUCAAUGGAGAUAAUGAUACACUACUCAUUAAAAUCGAACCAAAACAAGAAGAAGAAAUCAAUUCCAUUCUUCAGGGACACAUUUCAGUAACUAACGAAGUUUCGGUGACAAUAAAGGACGAAAUUACCAUUAGUACACCUUGUUCUAAAUCUGUUUAUAAUGAACAAGUACAGCAACACUCUGACUUUCAACGUCACCUUUUAACUCCGUGCAAAACAGUGUCGAAGGAUUUUAAAUGUGCUCAUUGUGAUUACAAGACAAACAAGAAAUAUUCCUUUAACAAACACCUUUUAAUACAUAAACUUUCUAAAGAUUUGAAAUGUGAUCAUUGUGAUUAUAAGACAAAUUUUAAAUCCCACCUUAAACGGCACUUUUUAACACAUAAAGUUUAUAGCUCGGUUUCUAAGGAUUUUAAAUGUGCAAAUUGUGAUUAUGGGACAAAUAAUAAAGGCAACUUUAAACAACAUCUUCUAAAACACAAAGUGUGUAAAGUUUUUAGCUGUGCUGAUUGUGGUUAUGGGACUAAUGUUAAAAGUAACAUCAAACAACAUCUUUUAAAUCAUAAAAUUUCUAAAGAUUUUAAAUGUGCUGCUUGUGGUUAUGGAACAAAUGCUAAAUACAACUUCAUACGACACAGGUUGAUACAUAAAGUUUCUAAGGAUUUUAAAUGUGCUAGUUGUAAUUACGAAACAAAUGAUAAAUACUACUUCAAACAACAUCUUUUGAAACAUAAAGCUUCUAUGGAUUUUAAAUGUGGUAAUUGUGAUUAUGAGACAAACAAUAAAACUAACUUUAACCACCACCUUUCAACGCAUAAAGUUUCUAAGGCUUUUAAAUGUGCUCAUUGUGAUUAUGAUACAAAUUUUAAAUCCCAUCUUAAACGACACCUCAAACGGCACCUUUUAACACAUACAGGUUCUAAGGAUAUUAAAUGUGUUAUUUGUAAUUAUGAGACAAACGAUAAAUUUAACUGGAACAGACACCUUUUAACACAUAGAGUUUCUAAGGAUUUUAAAUGUGCCAACUGUGAUUAUGCGACAAAUCAUAAAGGCAACUUCGCACAACACCUUUUAACACAUAAAGUUUCUAAGGAUUUUAAGUGUGAUACUUGUGAUUAUGGGACAAAUGUUAAACGCUACUUCAAACGACAUUUUUUAAAACAUAAAGAGUCUAAGGAUUUUAAAUGUGCUAAUUGUGAUUAUGAAACAAAUGAUAAACGCUACUUCAAACAACAUCUUUUGAAACAUAAAGCUUCUAAGGAUUUUAAAUGUGCUCAUUGUGAUUAUGAUACAAAUUUUAAAUCCCAUCUUAAACAACACCUCAAACGGCGCCUUUUAACACAUAGUUAAGGAUAUUAAAUGUUAAAUGCAACUUAAAAUGACAUAUUUUAUUGUUAUUUAUGUAUUAAGGGCAUACUAUAGUAGUGUUGUUUAUAUUCUCGAGGGUGACGAGUUAAAAUGCUCGAGAAUUUGACUCCCUCGCCCCUGAAGCGGCUUCAGUUCGUAAAUAUUCCUGGAGAAAUAAUAGCUAUCAUUAUUGACUUGUGAUAUAAUUUACUAUUUUAAAACAAAUAAACAUCUGGCUGUCAUAUUAAUUAGUUUGUAUUGUUGCUUUGGCUUAUAACAUAAAUCUCUUACACUUCUUAAACUGUUACCGGCACCAGCACUUGACGUAUCCCAUGUCUUCUGUAUAAAGCCAGUUGGACAAGAAAUAUUAUUAUACAAAUUGAGAACUUUUUCUUAAUCUGAACACAUCACACACAAACGAAAAUAAAAAUAGGGAAGCCAAAGCAAUUAUCUCAAUGGCAGCAAUAUUCAAAUUAGCGAGAUCUUUAUUUGUUUUAAGAAGUUAUUUUGGUUGCAUAAAAUUAGGCGCCCUUCAGAAGCGAUUUUGUCAUUUAAAAGUAGACAUGUCUACUUCUUAAUAAAUAGCACUGUAUAUGUGGGUAUUGGGUAAUCCACGGAAAUCCCAAUAUUGACCCAACAUUUGUAAUGAUAUGAAAUGGGAAUAAACUUAUUAAUCAAUGGUAUAGAUUAGGAAUUCGUGAUCGGUAAAAUUAUCAUAAAACUUAUUUCAGUUUGUUCACGAUUUUAGCAAUCGUCAAUCACAUAAUCAUAAGUGAAAGUAAAGGCGAAUUUACACGAGGACAGUAACUAAAGCAAGUUACUUUAUUUAGCGACUGGCUGCGUGUAAACGUCCGAUUUAGUACUUGAG